Xenopus laevis (African clawed frog) is the source of this 2638-nucleotide messenger RNA. RefSeq names its product sodium- and chloride-dependent GABA transporter 3 (gene slc6a11.L). The transcript has 15 exons. The record is from RefSeq and is a predicted model, not a curated record. Lineage: Eukaryota; Metazoa; Chordata; Amphibia; Anura; Pipidae. The coding region runs from base 141 to 2003 and encodes 620 amino acids.
GUUGCUAUCAGAUCCCUCUAUCCCUCUAGCAAAGAGAAAACACUCACAAAUUAUCGAUUUCAUGGGUAACAGGGAAAGGGACAUUAUUCCAAGGCAGGAUUGAUAUCUUUACAGGCAACUUCAGUAGGGUAUAAGGAACAAUGACUGCUGAAAAGACUCUUCCAGUCAUCAAUGGGAAGCCUGAAGAUGCUUUGGACUCUGAGGCUCCAGGUUCUACUCUAGUGCACAGUAAUGACAAGAAAGUGCACGAAAGGGGCCACUGGAACAAUAAGGUGGAAUUUGUGCUGUCGGUGGCUGGGGAGAUUAUUGGACUUGGCAACGUUUGGAGGUUCCCUUAUCUCUGCUACAAGAAUGGAGGAGGCGCCUUCUUCAUCCCUUAUGUGAUAUUCUUUAUCUUCUGUGGAAUCCCUGUUUUCUUCCUCGAGACGGCCCUGGGGCAGUUUACUAGUGAAGGAGGAAUUACCUGUUGGAGGAAGGUCUGUCCACUCUUUGAAGGUAUUGGUUAUGCUACUCAGGUGAUUGAGGCCCAUUUAAACGUCUAUUACAUCAUCAUUUUGGCCUGGGCUAUUUUCUACCUGUUCAACUGCUUCUCUGCGGAGCUUCCCUGGGCAACGUGUGGACACAAAUGGAAUACAGACAAAUGUGUGGAAUUUCAAAAACUGAACAUGAGUAACGGGAGUCAGAUAUCAUUUGUAAACGCCACUUCUCCGGUCAUGGAAUUCUGGGAACGGAGAGUUUUGGCCAUAUCAGAUGGAAUCGAGCACAUCGGGGAUCUCCGCUGGGAAUUAGCACUUUGUCUCCUGGGAGCCUGGACUGUUUGCUAUUUCUGCAUUUGGAAAGGGACAAAAUCCACAGGAAAGGUUGUCUAUGUCACUGCCACAUUUCCCUAUGUAAUGCUUCUGAUUCUUCUUGUUCGUGGGGUGACUUUACCUGGAGCAUCUGAAGGAAUCAAAUUCUACCUGUACCCAGAUCUAUCCCGGCUGUCGGAUCCACAGGUUUGGGUCGAUGCGGGAACACAAAUCUUCUUCUCCUACGCCAUCUGCUUGGGGUGCCUGACGGCUCUGGGCAGCUACAAUAAUUACAAUAAUAACUGCUACAGAGACUGCCUCUUGCUUUGCUGUUUGAACAGCGGCACCAGUUUUGUUGCGGGUUUUGCGAUAUUCUCUGUACUUGGAUUUAUGGCUUAUGAACAAGGGGUGCCAAUUGCUGAGGUGGCCGAGUCAGGUCCUGGAUUGGCUUUCAUUGCCUACCCUAGAGCCGUCACCAUGAUGCCCCUUGCUCCUCUCUGGGCAGCGCUCUUCUUCAUGAUGCUCAUCUUCCUUGGACUUGAUAGUCAGUUUGUCUGUGUGGAGAGUUUGGUGACUGCCGUCGUGGACUUGUAUCCAAAGAUUUUCCGAAGAGGUUACCGGAGAGAACUGUUGAUUCUGGCACUUUCUAUUGUGUCGUAUCUUAUUGGACUUAUAAUGUUAACUGAGGGUGGAAUGUACGUGUUCCAGUUGUUUGACUCGUAUGCGGCGAGCGGAAUGUGUCUGCUGUUUGUCGCCGUAUUCGAGUGCAUCUGUAUCGGCUGGGUUUAUGGAAGCAAUAGGUUUUAUGAUAAUAUUGAAGAUAUGAUUGGACAUCGCCCGUUUGUAUUAAUAAAAUGGUGUUGGAUGUUCUUCACCCCGGGAAUUUGUGCAAGCAUCUUCAUAUUUUUCUUGGUGAAAUAUAAACCACUGAAAUACAAUAAUGUAUAUACGUAUCCUGCCUGGGGAUAUGGCAUAGGGUGGAUGAUGGCUCUCUCCUCCAUGGUGUGUAUUCCUUUAUGGAUUAUAAUCAAGAUGUGCAAGACUGAAGGCAGCUUUUUACAGAAACUGAAGACGUUGACGUUACCAAGUCCAGACCUGAAAAUGAGGGGGAAGCUGGGGGCCGACGCCUGCACCGCGACAGUAAAUGACUGUGACGCUAAACUUAAAGGCGACGGGAACAUUUCGGCCAUUACAGAAAAGGAAACGCACUUCUGAGGCAAAAUACUGGUUGUUUCACACAAACUCAGACAAAAAAAAAAAACGAGAGAUUUCACUUAAAUGUAGCGUCUCGCUUGUUCCGCACAAAAUCUUAACAGGUUGAUUUUAAAGUGCACAUUGUACACUUGUUGUGUUAUAUAAGUGACAGUGUUGUUUAGUGGCAGUUCUAUGUGAUGUUGUCCAUCGUUUCCUAUAGUGAACUGUACCGUUUUUAUACCUGGACUUUAUGACGUGUCGUGUUUCUAAUCUGUCCGGAUCUUUAUAACGUGUUUGUCUGUAGGAACAGCCAUUUUACAGGUUCCUCGUUAGCAGCGUUUAUUAAUUGGACUGCGUAGAGUCUCGCUGAUAUGUGUAACCACAACGGAUAUUUCUCUUGUGAGGUUAAAAAAAAAAAUCAUUUUAAAAAAAAGGUAAAUUUGACUGUUUUAGACUGUCGUUUUCUGGGGACCUAAAGGAGCCCGUGGCUUUCCCGUCAAUACAAGUCCCGCCUUUCUCCAGCCUUUCCUUUGCUGGUAUCAGGAAUCUGGGUGUAGGGAAUCCUCUACAGUACAACCCCCAAUUUACAUUUUUCAGGGGAACAGAAAAAAACAGUGUAAAUCAAGGAAAAUGUAAAAUCAGGGAAAUGUAUUAUG